AUGCAACAUUUAGAUUUUACUACAGUUUUACCGAAGAUUCUCUCUGUCUAUAUAUUUUCCUUUCUGGAUCCUAAAAGCUUGAGCAGAGCAUCACAAGUUUGUUGGCAUUGGAAAUUUCUAUCUGAACAGGAUGAUAUAUGGAGAGAGAAAUGUAUGAAAUAUGGUUGGUAUAUUCCUUAUACACCAGCAGAUAAUGAAUAUGGUGCUUGGAAGAUGCAUUAUAUAGCUUGUGUUCAAACAUUAGAUUAUGUUACUGGUAAAGGGGUAAGAUAUUUUAAAUUAUUUGUAAUUGAUAGAUGA
Lottia gigantea (owl limpet) is the source of this 300-nucleotide messenger RNA. RefSeq lists its product as hypothetical. Gene Ontology annotation, molecular function: protein binding. The coding region runs from base 1 to 300 and encodes 99 amino acids. Lineage: Eukaryota; Metazoa; Mollusca; Gastropoda; Lottiidae. The transcript is spliced from 2 exons. The record is from RefSeq and is a predicted model, not a curated record.